Messenger RNA from Podarcis lilfordi (Lilford's wall lizard), 19150 nucleotides. The record is from the annotation of a GenBank genome assembly. NCBI's taxonomy places the organism in Eukaryota, Metazoa, Chordata, Lepidosauria, Squamata, Lacertidae.
AUGGAGGUGCAGCGCCAGCACUUCAGGAAGUUCCGCUACCAGCAGGUGGAAGACCCCCGGAGGAUCCACCUGCAGCUGCAGGAUCUCUGCCACCGGUGGCUGAAGCCGGAGAGACGCAGGAAGGAGCAGAUCCUGGAGCUGCUGGUCCUGGAGCAGUUCCUGGCCAGCCUCCCAACAGAGCUGCAGAGCUGGAUCCGAGCAGGAGGACCGGAGUCGUGUUCGCAGGCGGUGGCCCUGGCAGAGGAGUUCCUGAUGGCCAGCCAGCAAGACUUGGCCAAGGCUGCAGAGUGGCAGGUGAGGGUUUGAGGUUUAAUUUCCAGAAUCUUGAAGAGGAUAGCGCUACCUUUCCCAAGUACCGUAUUUUUCGCUCCAUAAGACACACUUUUUUUCCUCCUAAAAAGUAAGGGGAAAUGUGAGUGCGUCUUAUGGAGCGAAUGGCACUGCGCAGAGGAGAACUGCACAGCGCCCCUUCAGCGAUGCGCCUGUCCUGCGAAGCCGGAGGAGGAACAGAAGGGUCUCCUGUUCCUUCUCCAGCUUCGCUGAAGGGGCACUGCGCAGUUCUUCCUUCUCAAAGAGGGAGAACUGUGCAGCGCCCCUUCAGCGACGCGCCUGUCCUGGCUUCUGCCAUAGCCGUGUGCAGCCUCUUGGGGCAGGGGGAGCCUUCAUCCCGCUGCCCUGAAGAGGCUUAGCGUGGUUAUCCCAGAAGCCAGAACAGCCACACGGUAUCCCAGAAGCCAGAUCCCUCUUGCUGUUCUGGCUUCUGGGAUUCAGAAUAAUUUUUUCUUGUUUUCCUCCUCCCAAAACUAGGUGCACCUUAUGGUCUGGUGCGUCUUAUGGAGCGAAAAAUACGGUAGUUUCCUUCCAGAUGUUUCAAACUACAACUCACAUGAUCCCUGAGCAUUGGCCAUGUUCCCUGGGGCUGAGAGGUGUUUCUGUUUUCAGCCACCUGGAAUGCAGCAGGUUGGGGAAGUCUAGGAUAUGGGAACAAAAUAUGGACAAGGUUGUUGCCAUCAUCCAGGGUGCUCAACGUUGAUUGAUUCAGUCUUAGGCCACAUUCAUGCCACCCAUUUAAACACUGCGACACCACUUUCAACACUCAUGGCUUUCCCCAAAUAAUUAUGGGAGCUGUAGUUCAUCAAGGGUGCUGAGAGUUGUUCCCCUCACUCCGCUACAGUUCUCAAAGUGGUUUCCCAGUCAGUUAACCCUGGGAAUUGUAGAUCUGAGGGGAAUAGGGGCUUCCUUACAACUCUCAGCACACUUAACAUACUACAGUUCCCAGAAUUCUUUGGGAGAACCCAUGACUGAUUAAAGCAGUGUCACACCACUUUAAUGUACAGUGGUACCUCAGGUUAAGUACUUAAUUCGUUCUGGAGGUCUGUUCUUAACCUGAAACUGUUCUUAACCUGAAGCGCCACUUUAGCUAAUGGGACCUCCUGCUGCUGCUGCGUUGCCGCUGCACGAUUUCUGUUCUCAUCCUGAAGCAAAGUUCUUAACCCGAGGUAAUAUUUCUGGGUUAGUGGAGUCUGUAACCUGAAGCAUAUGUAACCCGAGGUACCACUGUAUAGUGUGAAUGUGGCCGUAGAGCUGUUGUCUAAUUCAAGGAGAUAACUCUUAGUAAAAUAUUAGUAGCCCUAUUGGGAACACACACACAGAGGGUGUCACCCCUUUAACUCCUCAAAUGGAGCUCCCAAAAAAAUACUGUUUCACUUAGAAUUAGUAUCUGGAGGCAAAGAUACUGUUAGUAAUAUUUUACCAGCUCAGGCAGCUGCAGUUAUUUGUUUUUCCCAAAAAGGAAAACGAAAGUUGAAGUUAUCCUGUUCCUUUGUGACGUCACAAUGGAGUCUAGACUUCCCCACCGAGUGGUCCGCUUCCAAAAAGAAAAGAUCACUUUAUUCCAGUCUAUUUUCUAAAGAGACUAAUUAAAUAAAAAGUUUCUCUCCCCCCCUUCCCCCUGCUAGAAGGGGAAUCUGAAGGUUCAACUUGAAAGUCUUUUAAAAGUCUUAUUUUAAAUCCCUGCUUCGGCUACGGUAGCUGCUUUCUCCUUUAUUCAGCGGGAAGGGACCGACCUCCGUUUUUAAGUCCCUUUCCUAUCAAAUUUAAUGUCCAGAUUUAUUUCCUUUUUACUCACAAUUUUCCAAUUAAUUUUUGGACCGCUCCAAAAUUUUGACCGCUCACGAUUGCCGGACUCGGAGCUUCGUGCAGUGAAGAAAGCGAAUCUGUUCCCAAGUGCCUCCAUCUCCAACCCCACUCGCUCUCGGAGCUCUUUUUAAGAGCCUACCGGGGAGCAGGGGAGUCGUUCCAGGCACCCGCAGGAAACCAGGUCCUCAGAAUGCUCAAACUGAGGUUUUUUCCGGGGUACCGCGAUGCUCUAGCGGUCUCCCCAGCCUUCAAUGCACCAGUGCUCUUUCAUUCGAAAGAGCUCCCGUCCGCCAUACUGGGCGACCAACCGGAAGUCGCGGCUGCACGAUUUCUGUUCUCAUCCUGAAGAACACAGAGGGUUGUCAGCUAACCAGCUCUGCCCUGCUUUUGUGCUUUUAGGCAGCUGCUUGAAUGCAGGGAUAGGUGUUAGGUACGAAUUUACCACACAGCACCGAGGGAGAAAAGCAGCAAUUGCCUACCAGUGUCAGUGAAAUCAAACUGCUGCUAAGCCCAGGAACGAGGCUGAUAGAAAAGCUGGCAGCCCUGCUUUUCAGAGGCUUGAAAUGACUGCAAAUGCCCAAUGUUAUCUUCUUUUUUAGUUGCCUUUUUGUUUUGCAAAUGUAACAAAAAGGGAAAAAAAGAGAAACACAAUCUGCCCACGUUAAGGGUUAAAGUAAUCCACCAGUCCUGACUUAGACACAUGAAUUAAUAUAAGCAGUCCAUAUGCCGAAAGAGAUACCCAAACAAAGUUGAUGAUUAUAAGAGAUAAGUUUAAAUGCAAGAAGGGCAGCUUCUAUGUCAGGGGUCAGCAAACCUUUUCAGCAGGGGGCUGGUCCACUGUCGCUCAGACCUUGUGUGGGGGCCGGACUAUAUUUUUUUGGGGGGGGGGGGAAUGAACGAAUCCCUAUGUCCCAUAAAUAACCCAGAGAUGCAUUUUAAAUAAAAGCACACAUUCUACUCAUAUAAAAACAAGCUGAUUCCUGGACCGUCCGUGGGCCGGAUUUAGAAGACGAUUGGGCCGGAUCCAGCCCCCAGGUCUUAGUUUGCCUACCCAUGUUCUACAUUUACGAGCAUCUUCAAGUCCUAUGGAUAAGGAUAUCUUUAAAUUCUUCACCAAUCGUAUCGUCUUUUUUUCUCAGAAGCCACUGCCGGAGGGUUCUCUGGAGGCUGAGGAAACAGAGGAGCAAAGCAGUAGCAACUGUCUCUGUUUGCUGGGUAAGGCUUCCACUUUGGCAUUAAGGCUAUGAUCAUAGCUGUCAAUGUUUCCCUUUUUUUAAGGGAAAUUCCCUUAUUCCAAAUAGGAUUCCUCGCAAGAAAAGGGAAAAGUUGACAGCUAUGGCUAUGAUCCCCUUACACAUGCUUCUUCAGAGUUUGCCCUACAGAAGCAUAUGCAGAAGGAGCUGCAAAUUCAGAAAAGUGGGAUGUGCCACCUGAGAGAUGACAGAAGGAAGAUUAAAAUUUUGAAGGCCGUGUGUUUGAAAGAAGCAACGCCAGCACCUGAUAACUGCCUUCUGCAGGAGGGUUUCCCCUUCAGUCCCCCAAAAUGUCAGAAAUCUGCUCAGAGCAGGGCUUGCAGUGUGGCUGCUGCUGUUCUAUGGAACAGCAUUCCUGUCGCUGUCUGCACUACUUGGAAGCAGCAGGAGGUGUUUUUGUUCCAACAAGCUGCCCCAGAUGGGUAAAUUUCCCUCUGCUAUUAGCGUCCAUUUUGCAUCGUUCUUAAAGCCAUCUUCAGUUUGUUUUCUGUUCUAUUUUUUGGGCUGUCCUUCUGGUGUAUUUGUAAAUCCCAUUGAAACAUAAAUGAAAGGCAAUAAAAUGAUGAUGAUGAUGAUGAUGAUGAUGAUGAAAUAAUCUGCCUUCUGUCCUUCGCAGGCAGUGGAAGUCAAGGUCCAAGGGAUCACAGCAACUUGCUUCCUCCUGAAAAACUGGAAAUGGCCAUGUCGGGUCAGGCUAAGGUAUGUUCACUUUUAAGGAGCAAGACCUAGGUUGUCUAUUUCUGUGUCAUUUAAACUAUUUAAUUUAUGUAUACGCAGGUUACUUGCCAGAAUGACUUCUAAGUGAUUUAUUAGUAAAACCAUCCCUAAGAAUAUAGCCACACAUCAUUAUGUUUUCCCUCUCUGUCAAAUCCUAAAUUGUGACGCACCUCUGGAUAGGGAGCCCUCGCCAGGUCCGUGUAUAUUGAUGUCGCCCUAUAAGCAAUCUUGUCCAUCUCUCAUUCUCAGGGGCUAAUGAAUCUCGAGGAAACUUCACACAUGGACCAGACCACCCCAGCCCAGCCAGGCCAGAGGACCAUGUUUUGGCAAGUCAUGCAGGAAGACGAUAGAGAUACAGAAUCUUUGGGUAAGUCUCUGCUCCAUUAAAGCCCUGAUAUAUCGAUUCUUUGCAUGACGGGUCCAAACAUACAAUUCAAUACAAACCACAAUAUUUGUUGGUUUCUAAAAAGACUCGGGCAGCGCUUUUGUUAGACUGUUUUGAGUUCAAAUUGCUUUUCUUAUCAAUAGUUCAUUUUUGUUGUCAAUUGUUUUUUUAAAAAGCCAAAAACUGCCAGGAAGAAUCAAUGCAUGUUCUUUGUGACAGAAAUAAUAAUAAUAAUUAUUAUUAUUUUUCUGUCUGUCUCUCUCAAACUUAAGAGGGACUCUUGAUUCCUAAACCUGACCCUGCCUCUCACCAUGAAAAAGAAGAGGAGAUCUUUGUCCAGUUUCCUGUGGAAAAUGAAGGAUUCCCAAGUCAAGAUUCAGGUAAGGGGAUAGAGAACCCAAAAUGGCAAUUCUUGUAACACACAAAAAUUCCUGUGUUUUAAUGUUGCCUUUCUGCCAAAGUGCUCUUGGUGGUGUAAAUGGAUUGUCGCCCACUCCUUUCUUAAUCCACAAGGUAGGUUAGGGGUGAGGGAUGCUGUUUGGGACAAGAUCGCCCUUGCAAGUCUCAUGGCUGAAUUGGAUUUGAACUUGGGUCUUCCUCAGUCUUAGUCAGAUGCUCUAACUGCUACACCACAUUGCCUCUGAAGAACUCUGGGGUUCCCCUUAGAGGACUGGAGAACAUCCUUGCCUCUGUCUUCUCUCUCCCAAGAUGGUUUCCCCAGAGAUUUUUCUAAUGUUCUCAGGCUUAGCAGAAGCAGCAGAAAGUAUUUGGCUAAAAAUCUGAAGAGGUCUUUUUUGUUUUUUGUUUCCAUGCAGUUUUGCAAAAAGUGGUGUAGUUUUAUUUUAUUUUUAAAUAGAAGUCUCUUAUUUGUGAAUGCAAAAAUAAGCUGGAAUGUAUGGAUGAUGCUUGAUGAAAUCUCAGAACGUAGGACGUUGUCUGCCUUUAUAAGAGCCACAUGGUUCUUAAUGGGCAGCAGGCCUCUCCUGGAUCUGCUCUCUGAAAAUGAACAUGGGGUCCUCUGACUACAAUGCACAUGCUCCAUUGCUGAGGUCUAAACUUCAUUUUACAGUAGGAGUGGGGAAGUUCAGGUCUGGGGGUGGAAAAUGGCCCUUGAGACCUUUCACUGAGGCCCUCAAGACUCUUCCCGGGCCAUACCUUGCUUCACACCCUUCUUGAGCAUUUUUGCGUAGCUGAAAUGCAUUAUUGCUUCCUUGGCCAGAGGAUGGGGAGUGUGUGUGCGCGCAAGUGUUUGUGUGGCCUGUGUGGUAUUCCUUAGUGCCUAUGGCAGGGGUGGGGAGCCCCUCAGUCAUGCCUUUCUGUCCAGCUUUCCCCAAGCCAUACAUCCUAAUGGCUCUGUUUGAUGCCCUCCGCAAGUGGCGUUUGUCUGAGCUGGAAUGUGACCUUGAACAUUUGCUUCUUGCCCUGCCCACCGCUGGCAUGCGGUCCCUGGAAAGUUGCCCAGAAGGGAGUGUGGCCCUCUAGCUGAAAAAAGAUUUCCCACCCCUGUUUUACAUUAAAGAGCUGUGUGUCUUUUGCCAAACACAGGUAUAAAUGUUUUCUUCAUACGUGUUCUUACUAUGCCUGUAUUUCCCCUUAACAUUUGUUCUACGGCUCGCUCCUGUUUAUGCUCUGCCACUGUCUCUGAGUCCCGUUUUAUGCCUCUGGCACCUGUAUUGUUUGGGCGUCACAAUUUAUCCCACUGUGCUUCCCUGCACCACACCUCCCCUCCCGUCCUGCGUCGCUCUCAUAAAUCCUGGUUUCUGCAUAAUUGCGCCGUACUCAAAUAUGGUGGGUGGCACUGUGGUCUAAACCAAUGACCCUCUUGGCCUUGCCGAUUGGAAGGUUGGCGGUUCGAAUCCCCACAACGGGGUGAGCUCCCAUUCCUCUGUCCAGCUCCUGUCAACCUAGCAUUUCGAAAGCACACUAGUGCAAGUAGAUAAAUAGGUACUGCUGCGGUGGGAAGGUAAACAGUGUUUCCAUGCACUCUGGCUUCCAUCACGGUGUUCUGUUGUGCCAGAAGCGGCUUAGUCAUGCUGGCUACAUGACCCGGAAAGUUGUCUGUUGUGGACAAAUGCCGGCUUCCUCGGCCUGAAAGCGAGAUGAGCACUAUAACACCAUAGUUGCCUUUGACUGGACUUAACCAUUCGGGGGUCCUUUACCUUUACCUGUUGUUGUUCAUGUUCACUGUUUCCCCAACUUAGGGAUAGAUGGAGAAAUCUGUGCCUUUAUUGAGAACUGGGGGUGACUCUUUUCAAACAACUGGACUGUCUCCCAGUUGCUAUGGAUCUCGGAUGAGACAAGGACCCGUGACUACGAGAGGAAUUGGCUACGGUGCUGGCGAGAAGCAGGGCAUCUGUGGAAGGGCGACUAGGCCUUCCUGGAAGGGAACAGCCACCAGGGAGUAGCAGACGCGGCUCUUUUUCGAAUGGCUGAGCCAGUUCCCGCACGUCAAGCAGGACCUGGCAGUGCCACGUUACCGACAUCAUUGACCACUGGCAGAAAAGGAUGAGGAACACUGCCACCAGUCAGGCAACCAAACCUUCCCAGGUUCAGCUGAACAAUUUGGGGCCGUCAGCUUCAAGAGCAUCUGAGGGUGAAUGUCUUCCUUUCUCCAGUGGAACAGCACUUUCAGGUUUGUGUUGGAUCAGCGUCUCGCCCAGCUCAUCCCAGUUAAGCAUUCACAUUUCUUUAGUUUGAUUUUUGAUUCAUACAGAACCCAUACAAAAAUGCCACAAAGUUGGUCUCCGCACAUUCAGAUGUUUGGCCCUACCUUUCUCUCCAGGUGGGACAGGGUGAGGGGCUGUUGUGGUUCUCUCCCAACAACAGCACAGUUUAUCCUCCUGUUUUAACAGACCUGUUCCACUCGUGUCCUUUAGUGCAAUCUGACUUGCUUCACUCUGCCCUCUUUCUUUUUCUCCAGGCUUGGAUGUUGAACCUUCUUCCACAAAAACCUAUUUACUCAAUAGUCCCAACCCUGCAAAUUGUAUGUCCACGCUCACAGGGUGCCAUCUAACUAUGGGAUCGGAGGUUUCACAGGGCCUCUGUGGAGCCAUCCAAGGACAAAGGUGGACCUUACACACUUUGCCAGCCCAGUUCUAAUAUUCCUUUUUUUGUACCACGAGCUGGGUUGUUUAUAUAAUAUUCCCUUCAGUUUUGUUGCAUUUCACUUUUUCUUUUUUUUAACAUUGCAAUAGAUUUCCUUGCAAUUUUUGGAAUUUGUUGCUGUGUACCUUUAUACCAAGGGACGCGGGUGGCGCUGUGGGUUAAACCACUGAGCCUCUGGGGCUUGCCCAUCAGAAGGUUGGCGGUUCGAAUCCCUGCGACGGGGUGAGCUCCCGUUGCUUGGUCCCUGCUCCUACCAACCUAGCAGUUUGAAAGCACGCCAAAGUGCAAGCAGAUAAAUAGGUACCGCUCUAGCAGGAAGGUAAACGGUGUUUCUGUGCGCUGCUCUGGUUCACCAUAAGCGGCUUAGUCAUGCUGGCCACAUGACCCGGAAGCUGUAUGCUGGCUCCCUCAGCCAAUAAAGCGAGAUGAGCGGUGCAAACCCAGAGUCAGUCACGACUGGACCUAAUGGUCAGGGGUCCCUUUACCUUGACCUUUACCUUGACCUUUAUACCAAACCCGCCAAUAGAAAAAGUGGAAAAGCUUUUUUAAAAAGGCUUAAUAAAUAAUAAAUCAAAACCUUUGCUUCAUAUUAUUUUGCCUAGUUGUCUUGUGUUGUGAUGAGGAGUGUGGGCAGGUUUCUUUGGCAUCGAUUGGCCUUGUUGCUUGAGGUGCCUUUUUUGUUGUUGUUGAGGGGAACUAGAACAGGGACAGAAUUCUUCUCUCUUUUCUCUCCAGGAGACAGGAAGGGAAGAAACAUCAAGAGCGAGGAUUCUCAACAGACAGAAAUGGGCUUAAAGAGAACACGUAGGACACCUGCAGAAGUAUCCCAGAAGAACCUCAGUCUGAGAGCUGCAGUUUGUGGGCAAAGAUGCAAGUCGAAAUUUGUGAAGGACCAAAACGAAUGCUGUGAACCUGUGGAAGGUCUUAGAGCUGCUGUUAACCAAACCUCUGUAGUGAAAACAAGGGGAAGAGCACCCUUGUCAUCCAAGUAUGCUAAAAAGCACCUCUGCAGAUCAGGACGUCUCUUGAAACCUACCAGGGAAGACUCUCGUGAGAGUACUACGGGGAGGGGAAACUUCCUGCAAAAGUCCCGUCUUGAUAAAUAUCGGAGAACCCAGACAGGAGAGAAAUGGUAUGAAUGUCCUGAGUGUGGGAAAAGCUUCACUCGCAGAGGAAAUUUGAGGAGGCAUCAGAGGAUACAUACUGGAGAGAAACCAUACAAAUGUCCCGAUUGCAGGAAAUGCUUCAGGCAGAGUGGGCAUCUGUUGAGGCAUCAGGCGAUACAUAUGAGAAAGCACUUCGUAUAAAGUGAUCUCACAGCCAGUGAUCUCACAAACACACACACUGCUUCAUUAGCGAAUUAAUUUUAAGAGCAAGUCAGCGGACUAGCUUCCAUUACAUUCCAGCAGUUGACCAUUGUGUGGCUGUUGCUCUGAAACAACUGGGAGUUAAAUCUAUUACAAGCCUAGGGACAAACCAGCAGGUCCCAGUUUACCUUCUGCCUAGUCUUUCUUUUUUAUGACUUUGCUGUGACUGACUGAUACAGCCACUCCUUUUGGAAUUUGCAUGGAAAACUAAGAGGACCAACCGGCCGUCCUAUUUUACAAAGCUGCUUUCCCCCGAAUUAAAAUACAGAUGUUGGACCACAUAAUGAUAACUAAAGAACCUUGGUUCAAAGAAGCAUGCUGUGCCCAACUUGCAUGCUGGUGCAUUCUCCCUAAGAAACCAGGAUUUGUAAGAUUAUCAAAACAUUCCACCUUGUUUACCGAAACUGGCUUGUUGGGCGAAAUGAACUAUUAUCUCGGGUUUGGAGCAGUGCUAAGAUAUCCCCCUUCCUUGUUUAUUUAUUUACCGCCUCACACAAAGAAAGGCAUGAAAGAGGAGGGAUCAGGCCUUUGGGAAGGGCUGGGGCUCAGAGCCAAAGCAUCUGUUUUUCAUACAGGGGGUCCCAGGUUUUCAUUCCCCAGGCUGGGCUGGGGAAAGGAUUCCUGCCUGAAUGCUGAGAUAAGAUGGUGCCCGGCACACUUCCCCUGUGCUGAUGGACGCUUGUGCCGAUAGGAAAAACUUGAACUCUAGCAGAGUUCGUAGCAGAGUUCUGCAGCGGUAGAAAGUGUUGCCUUGUGUGUGGAUAAUAAAUCAGACUGAACGACUUCCGGGGUGGUGCCACCGGCAAUGGCGGACUCCCUCUGAACUGGAGGGACUGGCUCUGCGGUAAACAGGGUCUACUCCGCUACGGUGAAGCGGGGACCCCUUCAAAAUCACAGGCGGAUGAAGCCUGUGACCGUGGGACUUGGCGGGCACCUUUAGCGGGCCCCCCAAUCCGCUAAGGAACCCACUAACGGGCUCCAAAGUGAGGAGGGGGAAGCGGCGUGGUGCUGUGAGUCAAACGCUAUUUCCGUGGAGCAAAGCCGCAUAGCUGCUGCCGGAGAGCGCUGCCUUCUUUCCUGGGACAAUUUGGACUUUAAAACAAACACCCGUGAGUACUUAGAAUCUGAACAAAUGGGAUAUUAAAUAAAGAUUUGUGAAAAGGACAGAAUUGGACUUUAAAAAAAAAAAAUCUACUGAAUUUGGUACGGAGCGGGAAGGGCUAAACAGGAAGUCACCCUUCCGUUCUUUUGUAUAUAGAACAAAGCAAAGGCAAUUCACACUAGAGCUCAGAAAAUCGAUUUUAAAAGAAUGAUUUCAACAUUUUAAAUUGGGAAUAUUUUUUUUUGGACUAUUUGAAGUAACUGUAAAAGGAAGUUAUUUUCCUCCGUCCUGAUCCUGGAGCGGGGGUGUCAGGACUGACGUGAGUUUACCAAGAUAAUUGUUUUUUGACAGACAGCUAAAAGAAGAGAAAUUUGGUGAUUUUACUGUUCCCUUUCUCACUCUAAAGGAAUAUAUAUGGACAAAGUAUCCUAUGUAUUUUGGGGAAAAAAGGGAAACUUUGUAGCAAAAACAAAUAUAAGUCUUCCCCCUAGGGGGAGCUUUUGAAACUGUAACUAACUCCAAGGAAUUGACAUCUGUUACAAAAUAACCGUGGGAAAGUGUUUGAUUGUGCAGAGCAAUGUUUUCAGAAAUCUUGGUGCGCGUUCUUUACAAAACAAAUGCUCUACUGGAAGAACUACAUGAUAAGGUGAACUGGAUGGUCAUUUCGACUAGAAAUCUUAAACAGGCAGUGGAAUGUCUUGAUCAGACUGUGGGAAAACAUGUGGAGCCUACCCAGGAUUCAAACCAGGAGUGUGUUUUGACAGAACAGGAGUUUGUGGCAUUAAAUCAGCAAUGUGUUUUGACAGAACAGACCCAACAGGAGUAUGAUCCUUCAGAUUGGACAAAUGAACUUGGAAAAAGCCAGACUUGGAAAGGGAAAGUUCGGUGUGGCUUGGAAAUGGGGGGCUGGAUUGACCCCCCUAUGCUGGGAUGUCUGGACUUUUUAAAUAUGGUAAUGGGCUGCGAUAUGAUUGGGACUGUGGGGGCUCUCAACUUUGGAGGGCCCUUGAAACAUGCUUUUAAAUAUUACAUGGAAUGCAGCGAUGAAUAUGGAAAAGGGUCUGAUCUGAUGAGAAGGGCUAAAAACAUUACUAAGCUGGAGUUACCACGAGCAAGAGACAUUGUCAAGCUGGAGUUAUCACGAGGAGACAAGGGAAAUUACAAGCUGCGGAAGGGCCAUGGAAGUGACUUGAGGGCCUCGGACAUAAGGUUGCCGGGUUAAUAAGGACUGACAAAUCCUGGAACCAGGAGAAAGGGACGUUGGAUAAAGAUUGGACCUGUUUAUAUCUUUCUUUUUCUUUUUUUAUUAUCAGAAUGUUUUACAAAGUUGAUGAAUGAUAGAAAAAUGUUGGAAGAAAUUACCUGGCUUUAGUAAAGAUGCAUAAAGAAUUAAGAAAGAAUAUUAUUAUUAUGAUCAUAAGAAGCUGGUAAGGUUAAGACUUAAGUUUUAAACUUUAAGGUUUACUUUAUUAUAGAAAGAUAGGAUUAAAUUAGUCAAGGGUAAGGUAAUGAUAGAAUUUUAUGAAACAUGGGGAAAGGAUUUGCUGGGAUAAUUAAUAACUAGAAUACAAAGGAAGGGAGGAGGAGGAGGUCUAAGAAAGAAGGUAAUGACAGUUAAGGGUCUGAAAAUAAUGAACUUGUUUUGUUUUUUCUUUAUUCUUUUUUCUGUAUUUUCUAUUUUUUUGUAUUUUUAUUUUUUGUACUUUUACUUUUUGUUCUUGUGCAAUUUUUGCAUCCUUUGAAAAUUUUAAUAAAUAUCAUUAAAAAAUAAAUAAAUAAAAAUAAAUCAGACUGAACGCAGGCUUCUUGCUAAUCUCUAACAGCCUUUAAUGAGAAGAAAAACAUCAUAAAUCAGUCCCGGCGAGAGAGCAGGCAUUUAUUUCGUCUCUCAGCCAAAAACGAAAGGAAACUCACACACAAAGAAAGAUUCCCGUAUGUGAACCAAACCACGCCUCAGAAUGUGAGACAUCACACAGAACUGUUUAACCCUGUAAGUUCUGAUUCUCCUCACACCCCCUCUCGUCUCGCAUCCUGAGAGAAAACUGUGAGUAUAACUCACCCCAAACACAACCCUUCACAGAACUCCCCAUGUCGCUGGAAGGUCAAGGGUUUGGUAAACCCAUCAGCUAGGUUCUCCCGGCUCGAACAAUACUUGAGCCGUAUCCAACCUGCUUGGACACUCUGACAUACAUUCUGGAAACGUAUGUCCAAAUGCUUGGUUCUGGACUUGAACUGUCCAGAUUCUGCCAACCUAAGACAAGGUUGAUUGUCUCCCCAAACAGUUAUGGGCAAGUAACAAUCCCCACAGAUCUCUUGGAUCAAGCACCGGUAGAAGUCCAACUCCCUGCACAAAUCCGACAACGCACUGAACUCAGCCUCAGUGGAAGAAAGUGCAAUAAGACUUUGCUUCCGGGACUUCCACCCAACCAGCCCAGACACAGACUUCCUGUCCCCAAGAGAUGCCCAAUCGCUGUCACUCCAGCACGUAAGCCGUGCGUCACCUUCAGCUGACAAUGUGAGGCAAAACUCCUUGGUAUCCUGCAAAUACCUCAACACUCUCUUGAUGCCUUGCCAGGCAUUCACACUGGGCUUUGUAGCCUCCCUGCUGAGCAGAUUCACAGCAAAUGCUAUGUCUGGUCUGCUCCACUGAGAGAGAUACAACAGACUCCCUAGCGCUGACUGAAACACCUCAGGGUUUUGGAACUCAGAACGCUCCCCAAGCUGACUGUCCUUCACGAAGUUGGUCUCCAUGGGCAUUCUGACCCCUGCACAGUCAGACAUCUGGAACUUCUCAAGCAACUGCUCAAUCUUGCUUUUCUGACUGAGCAAGAAACUCCCGUUCUCAGACCUGUCUAUCCUAACGCCUAGAUAAACCUGAACGGGACCAAGGUUUUUGAGCUUAAACUUCUUACCAAGCUCUUUGGCAAAACCUUGCACCUGUCUACUUGUCUGUGCCACGUACAGAAUAUCAUCUACGAACACCAGAAUUGCCUCCUGUGUCUCUUCUGACCCCUUCAGGUACAGGCAACUGUCUGCAAGACUCUUCUGGAAACCCAAACUUUCCAGAGCUUCAUUCAGGCACAUGUUCCAAUUUCUGGCUGACUGUUUCAAACCAUAAAUUGACUUGUGCAGCUUCCACACACCUGGCUCAUUGCCCUCAAACCCUGGAGGAGGUAACAUGUACAGAUCCUCCUUCAGAUCCGAGUUCAAAUAAGCCACAUCCACAUCAAAGUGGUGCACUUGGUGCCCUCUUUGAGCAGCUACUGCUAAAAGCAUGCGCAGAGUCUCACUCCGGGACGUAGGAGCAUACACCUCGGUGUAAUGCAGCCCCCUCCUCUGCGUGAACCCUCUGGCUACAAGCCUCGCCUUGUACUGUGGUUCUCCAGACGCUGUGGGCUUAAUCCUGUAAACCCAACGACAGCUCACAGCCUGCUUGCCCUCUGGCAGCUUCGUGGUGGAGAACACACCUAAGGACCUUAUUGAGUUCAACUCCUUUCCCAUUGCCUCUUGCCACUUCCUGGCUUCUGCUUCAGGCAACUGUUGAACCUCCUCAAAACUCUCAGGUUCGCACUGCGCUAAACCAACCCACACGCUGGUGACCUCAAACCUCUCAGGUGGUACCCCUUUGUAGUGCGUGUGGAACGUCUGAGCACUGUCUCAGGUGCUCCCUCUGACCCACUGGGGCCAGCAAGUGUGUCCUUGUUAUCAGAAGACUCCCCCUCUGACUUACUGCGUCUUCUGGCCUUCUGCACUUGACUAACGGGAAACGAAGGCUCACUUUUGGACUCUCUUUUAACAACCUGUGGAGAUGCCCCUCCCUGUUCUUGACCCUGGUCAGAGACCUGGUCCUCAUCAACAGGUACAGCUUCUAACUCUCCCUCCUCAGCAGAAUCAGACAGACACUCUGAGAGAACGUCAGGAUUCCCAUGGAUCCUUGACCAACCACUCUGCUCACAGAACUCAGCACUCCUGCUGACUAGAAUCCUGGACUGAUCGCCUUCUGGAUAGGCAAACCUCCACCCUUUUGUCCCAGGCUCGUACCCACAAAAGAUCAUUUUCCGGGACCUCGGGUCACCUUUCUUGUGUUGAGCCUUUGGCACAAGCACCCAAGCUUCGCAACCAAACACACGGAAGAAAUGCACCUUGGGCUUCUUCCGGUGCAGCAGAAAAUAGGGUGUGUCUCCUACAACAGAGCUAUAGGACCUGUUCAAAGUGAAGCUGGCAGCUUUCCAAGCUUCGGCCCAAAAGCUCUGAGGCAAACCAGAGUCAAACAGUAGAGCGUCAGCUGCCUCAGCUAGCGUUCUGUUCCUGCGCUCCGCUACGCCAUUCUCCUGAGGAGAAAAAGCAACCGUCAACCUGUGACUUAUCCCCUUCUGGCGGAAGAAACUCUGUAGAGCAGACCCGGUGAACUCUCCGCCUCGGUCGCUCUGAAAGCUCUGCACCUUGGUGGAAAACUGUAGUUCCACCGCCGCAACCCAGUCUUUGAUCAGUUGCGCCGCCUCGCUUUUCUGUUUCAGCGAGAAGAACCAGCUGUUCCUCGAAAAAUCAUCUGUCAGUGUGAGCGCAUACCUGGCUCCGCCCAGACUCGGCACUGGCAUGGGUCCACAAAGGUCUGUAUGCACUAGCUCAAAAGGCCUUGUGGUUACCCUUUCCGAUCUGGGAUAACUGCACCUUUUUAUCUUUGCUCUUUUGCAUGCCGUACAAUCCAAGAAUUUACCACAUGCCUUCAUCUUGCAACCCUCAGUGCAUUCUGGCAACUUCUGGAUAUAUUUCCAACAGCUAUGCGACAUUCUCCUGUGCCACAAGUGAGCACAUGAAUCAUGUGUGGGAACGUUAGCACACCGCGCCUGUGCUGUCUCAGCGUUCCCCUUACCCUCCAGAGGUGUCUCCAGAACAAAGAGGUUGUUCUGGCAUGCAACAUUGACCAGUUGUUUCCCACCCCUGGAAAUAGAACAGACAUCAUUUUCAAAGCAAACCUUAUAACCCUCCUUUACAAGAGCAGAUACAGAUAAAAGACAACACUUCAUUCCUGGCACAACGUAGACUUCCAGCUCUGCCUGUAAAAAAGAAACAAACACAUUGCCAACAGUGGUUAAUUGUCUCUGUGAGCCAUCAGCAAGAGUGACUGUUUUCCCAGUUGAAACAGCCCUGCAGUUCCAGCUGGUGAUGGCUGGCUCCUGAGUCGAUGACCCAACACAGCAUGCUGCCCUCACUGGAGUUGUCCUUCAGCAUUGCCAUGGAGGCAGCUAGGUGAUAAGAAGAACCUUCCUUCUCACUUCCUCUGUCACGUCCUCCCUUUGCAUUCCCACGCUGGCCUCCUCUCCUAAACUGGCUGCCAUGGAAAUCUGGCUGGCUGCCACGAGGACUUGGCUGACUGCCAUGGGAAGCGACCUUGGAGACAUCCUGCCCGGCCUCUCUGGCUCUCCUCGGACAGGACCGACGCAGAUGGUCAACAGACCCGCAGACAAAACAACGACGAGUGGAAAAAGCCUGAACUGUGCCUUCUGGCUUGGCCCCCCCUCUGUUACCGGCAGGGCACCCUGCGCCAGCUCAGCCCUCUCUGAGAUGGCGUUCCUCCUCGUCACACAAACGCCCAGUCACAUAUUGCAGCGUAAGAUCCGCUGGAUUCAUCGAUUCCAAAGUUAGACACAAAUUGUUAUAACUUUUGUCCAAAGAGCUGAGCAAAAUAUAAACUUUCAGUUCCUCAGUAAAGUUGACUUGCAACAGUCUCAGCUUGUUGAAAACAGAGAGCAUCUUAGUCACAUGCUGUCUGACGCAGCUUCAGCUCAAACAAGCUUCUGGUGGUGUGGAUCUUUGCCCCAGCUGUGGUCCUGUGAUGCACUCUCUCUAGUGCCUGGUAGACCUCCUGGGCAGUCUCAAGUCCCUCCACCAAAAGUAGCUGUGAGCCCUCCAAACUGAACACUAUAGCUCCUAGGGCUUUCUGGUCUUUCCUCUGUGAGGCUUGGGCAGCUGCAACAACCGCUGCUGCAGCUCCGGCUGCAGCUUGCUGUGGGGGCCCUUGGGUCGCCUCCCGCAGACCCUUGGCUACCAGCCAGGCCUUCAGCUUCCUUGACCACUCCUCCCAGUUGCUCCCAUUUAAUUUUUCAAAGGGGACUGAGAAUGACUCCUGUCCAUCUGCCAUCUUCUCCCCUGGGGCUGUGCCUACUAAUGUAACCAGCAGCUCCUCUUGGCACCCGGUCCUGAAGAUGAGAUCAUCCCCAGCAAGCUUCACUGCCUCAAACGUUAGGCAGGGGCUGCAGCUGGCUUCUCCCACACACACAGGCACGACGUGGCAACAGCUUCCAAAGCUUGGCUAGCUCCCACAACCUGCUGAGAUAAGAUGGCUCCUGGCACACUUCCCCUGUGCUGAUGGACGCUUGUGCCGAUAGGAAAAACUUGAGCUCUUAGCAGAGUUCGUAGCAGAGUUCUGCAGCGGUAGAAAGUGUUGCCUUGUGUGUGGAUAAUAAAUCAGACUGAACGCAGGCUUCUUGCUAAUCUCUAACAGCCUUUAAUGAGAAGAAAAACAUCAUAAAUCAGUCCCGGCGAGAAAGCAGGCAUUUCUUUCGUCUCUCAGCCAAAAACGAAAGGAAACUCACACACAAAGAAAGAUUCCCGUAUGUGAACCAAACCACGCCUCAGAAUGUGAGAUGUCACACAGAACUGUUUAACCCUGUAAGUUCUGAUUCUCCUCACACUGAAACCCUGGAGAGCCACUGCAAAUCAUUGUAGAUAAUAUUGUUGAAAUGUCUAUAAAAAUCCGGAUGUAUAGCAACCCAUGAAGUGUACAUUUUGGCGAAUUUCUUGAAAAAUAGCUCAAAAACUUCUUUUUUUGAAACAACAACACCUUUUGUGUCCAGAUUUUCACUCUUUAGAAUAUGGCAACCCUAAAUACUGAGGAAGAUGGGACAGUGGUCUGAUCAAGCAUAAGGCAGCUUCCUGCAUUCUUCUGUAGUGCCCAAAAUGCUUUAUGUGAGAAUGCUGCCAAUUGGGACCCCUGACCAUUAGGUCCAGUGACGGAUGACUCUGGGGUUGCGGUGCACAUCUCGUUUUAUUGGCCGAGGGAGCUGGCGUACAGCUUCCACGUCAUGUGGCCAGCAUGACUAAGCCGCUUCUGGCAAACCAGAGCAGCGCACAGAAACGCCGUUUACCUUCACGCUGGAGUGGUACCUAUUUAUCUACUUGCACUUUGAUGUGCUUUUGAACUGCUAGGUUGGGAGGAGCAGGGACCAAGCAACGGGAGCUCACCCCAUCGCAGGGAUUCGAACCGCCAACCUUCUGAUCUGCAAGCCCUAGGCUCUGUGGUUUAACCCACAGCGCCACCCGCGUCCCUUGCCAAUUGCCUGAGCCACGUGUUAUUUGCAAUUCAGGGGAAUUUGCUGCUACCUUGCUGCAGAAGUUUGGUUUUCAUUAUUUCACUGAGAAGUAAAGAGAAGUGUGUCAUGUGACUAUAGAAGAUGUUGAGAAAGUGUGGUGUUCCUUUAAGGGGAAUGGUUUGGGAUUGACACAAAGGUAUUUUCGUUCUUUCCUUAAUUCCCACUGAGUAUUAUGAAAAGCAAAAAGAAGUGCACUUUCCUGUUCUUUUCUUCCUUUCCUUUACAUUUUGUAGAAGCAGGGUUCUUUUUGUUGUUAGCAAGGUUUGUCUGUUCAAAUAAAAGAAAUUAGUGUUAAAGAAAUCAAGCCUCUGAGAACCAUUGUUCCUGGUUAAGAAAUCCUUAACUGUUGCAACGGAGGCAUUAACAUCAUUUGAGAACACAGCUUUCGACAUUAAAAUAUUCAGUUAUUAAUCCCAUUGCUACAGGCCCUCGACAGAAGGACUGUUGUAAUCUGUGCUGAAAGAAGCUCCUGAAGUUCAGUGCUGCAGCAUUGUGAAAUCUUGCUUUUUUGCACAAUUAGUUCUGCUGUUUUUAGUAUUUACCAUAAAAUCUAUUCAAGUUUUGGUCUGCGAGGAAUUAAGCUGGGCCUUGAAGCCUCACCUCAAUUGCUGGAAAUCCUGGUCACCUAAAGCCCAUUGACUUCUAAAUGUAGAGGUACGGUUGUUGUGGGAUAUGAUCAUAGAUACAGGAAAUAAAGAGGAGUUUUAGCAACGACACCCUACUUUGGAGAAGGAAAGAGAAAGAGAGAGAGAGAGAGAGAGAGAGAGAGCGCAGGAGGGAAGGUUGGCAUGAAGUCUAUGAAAAGUGACAAGAACCUAGAUUUAAAAAAAAAAACAAUUCUCUCUGUCUCUUCAGGUGAUGAAAAGAGAUGUCUGAUCAAGGUGAACCCCUCACAGCAGGGAGAGACAGGGACGAUAAUGACGUUACCUCUACGGACCAUUCCUGGAGCUGGAACAAUUCAUGAGCAGAGAUGCGAGGGGGAGGAACCAGUGAGGGGAGAAAAUGGCUCCAGGGAGCUUUUAGAAGAUGCGCAUAAUGAACCCUCCUUUCGACACUCCAAAUACCAAAGAAGGUACCAUCACCACAACAUAGGACUUACGGCUUAUAAUGGAGAGGACCGCUAUGACUAUCUGAAGUGGGAGGGAAACACCUACCAAAUAGCUUUCCGUUCCCAACACCAGAAAAUCCAGACAGGAGAGAAACCUUUCAAGUGUCCUAAUUGUGGGAAAUGCUUCAGGCAGGGAGAAAAUCUGAAGAGACACCAGAGACUGCACACAGGAGAGAAAUCGAAUGAACGCUCUGAGGGUGGGCUCGCUUUCCGCCCAAGACAGAAUUUACAGAGACCUGUUCGUGCAGGAAAGAGAUGCUAUGAAUGUCCCGAGUGUGGGAAAUGUUUCUCUAAUAGAGGGACAUUGAUCAGGCAUGAGAGGAUCCAUACUGGGGAGCGACUGUUUGAAUGCCCUCAGUGUGGCCAGUUCUUCAGUCAGAGAGCCCAUUUGAUGAGGCAUCAGAGGAUCCACACAGGAGAGAAGCCACACAUGUGUCCCCAGUGUGGGAGGAGCUUUUCCCGGAGUGACAGUUUGGUAGACCACCAAAGGAAACAUCUCUGCGAGAAACCUUUCCAAUGUGCCAAGUGUGAGAAAAGCUUUAGCCAAAGAUGCAGUCUCAUUAAGCAUCAGAGGACCCACAUAACCGAGGCUGUACUCUGA